AAGCAAACCCUCCACACCCUGCAGUCUGGGGAAGUUCCUCCGCAUUCCUGCCAUAGACACACACACACAUACACACAGAGACGGAAAGCUGGGAGGAACCACACACCGAGGCUGGGAGUCUGGAGGGGGUGUGGGCCUGCUGUAGGACUGGAGACCAGAACCUCAUCAUCAACGUUCUGACAGUCUCACCAUGAGCAAGACAGGCGGCGAUGGCGGAGGCGGCGGCAGCAGCGGUGAAACAGCCCAGCAGCCGGAGGAUGCGAGUGCAGCAGGGAAGGGCCUGACCAAGCCGGGCGCCAGCAUCAUCGGACCAGGCUGGACUAAAGUUAGCUGCCCCUGCUGCGCAUCGGAGCGGGUGGAGCCGCUGGUUCUGGUGAAGCUCGGAGAGAAAGUUCGCCCUGAGACGAAAAGGUGGCUCAUCAGGCUGAUUGGAGCUCCUCAGAAAGAUGGAGGUGCUGCCCUGCUGGCCCACCCGGGCGAGGAGGCCAGUGGCGACAUCAUCGUGGUCUCUGCCCCGCGCUGUACGUUACUUCGAGCCACCGAAGAGCUGGGUCUGUGCAAGACUUACUGCAACGACAACAUGGAAGCCUUCUCCUACAACGACAGAGACAGCUUUAAAGAUUCGGACAACAUGGAGGCGUUCCUGACCCUGUCCGAGCGGCAGUACAUAGUCAAGUAUGAGCUGGACGGCCUGCGGGCUCAGAGAGACCUGAGAAUACCGGGCCUGCCUGACAGCCACACGCUGCAUCACAGAGACAACAUCUGGCAGAAGCUCGGGUCAGCUGGUGUUAUUGUGGACACGUUUCCCCUCCACAACCCGGACAAACUGAAGGAUCUCAGUGAAGCCUGGUACUCUGGGAAUCAGCUGGUUCAGCCAUUGGAUUCAGUCAACGGCUAUUUUGGAAGCUCUGUGGCCUUCUACUUCAGCUUCCUGGAUUUCUACACCUGGUCCCUGCUCCUACCAGCAGUGCUGGGCCUCUCCAUCACGUACUUUUCAGGCGAGGUUCAGAGUCAGAUGGAGGAGUCGGUCUCAGGCUCAGGGGUCACAAGUGUUGAGGAUGACUCAGGACUGGCUGUCAGCGGUCACAUGAUCCAGGCGCUGUUCAGCAUGCUGUGGUCCACAGUGUUUAUGGAGAUGUGGAAGCGCCGGAGCUCCUCCCUGUCCUACCGCUGGGGGACCCUGCACCUCGCUGAGCGCUUCGCGGAGCCCCGGCCCGGUUUCCAUGGCGACAUCGGGGUCAACCCUGUGACGGGCCGCGUGGAGCCGCUCUUUCCUGAGUGGCAGAGGGACCUGCGUAUGGCCCUGGUGUCAGUCCCAGUGGUGGGCGUGUUUCUAGGGUUGGUGGUGGUGGGAAUGCUUUGUUUCUACUGGGGGGAGGCCCAGGCGCAGGAGCUGCAGAAAGACUGGGACUCCCUGCUGGCUCAGACUUUGCUCUACGUGCCCUCAGUGCUUCACAUCGUCUACACGAACGUGCUAGCGACUGCUUACAGGAAGGUGGCGCAGUCUUUGACUGAAUUUGAGAACCACAGAGAGGAGUCUGCCUAUGAGAACCACCUGACAGCCAAAGUCUUGGUGUUCACCUUCUUCAACUACUUUGCAGUGCUCUUCCACAUCGCCUUCUUCAAGCAGGAUGUGCCUUUGCUUCGUAAGCGUCUAGCGUCUUUGCUGAUAGUGACCCAGCUGGUGAACCAGGUGACCGAGGUGGUCAUACCCUUCCUGGUGGACCGGUUCAUCAGCGCCCCCCACAGGACAGAACAUGAAGACGACCCAGAGGAGGACAAAUUUAGAAACCAAAGAACCCUCCCUGUCUUCCCUGGCUUGUUCGCAGAAUACAUCGAGCUCCUGGUGCAGUUUGGGUAUCUGAGCCUUUUCUCCUGCGUGUAUCCUCUGACGGCCGUACUGCUGCUCAUCAAUAACCUGACAGAGAUCCGAUCGGACGCCUACAAGAUCUGCAAACUAUUCCGCAAACCCUUCUCCCCUCCUGUGGCAAACAUGGGCGUGUGGCAGAUCGCUUUCGAGGUCCUGAGUUUUGUCUCCGUUGUGUCCAACUGCUGGCUGCUGCUGCUGUCUCCACGGUUACAAGAGAUGUUUCAGGAGGGCGGGCUGAGCAGCACAAACAUUCUGCUGCUGGCUGUUUUGGUGGAGCAUGUGCUGAUCUUGGUUAAGGUGGUUUUGGCGGUACUGAUCCCUGAUGAACCAGACUGGAUCCGAAAAAAGAGAGAGCACAUUGAGUACACAUCCAUGCAGGCCUUGAGACAGCAGAAGCUGACGUCUGAGGAGUCCUGAAUGCGUUUCACAGUGUUGGGCUGAUGCUUUACGUUGUCCUGUGCUGAGCUGCUACAACCGGAAGAUACAGUACCAACCUCAGUGUUGUGUGGGCCCAGACUAGAGAAAAGCCUUGAACCUGCAGCUGGGCCCACAAUGCAUACUCCUGUGCCUCUAUUGCUCCCCCUGUAUACUUCUAAAGGUUUUCUGCUGCUCUCACUUAUAACACAGUGCUUCUGGAGUGUACGCCCUUUGAAAUGCACAGUCAUAUUAGACAGUAAAUGGAAUGUAUUGCUUAUGUGUACAGAUGGCCUGUUCAGAUUUAAUGAGGGGAAGCUGAAGAGCUCCUGUAAAGUCACUGCAGCUACAGUACGUACAGUCAAUAUUUACAGUAGUAAGGGACAGACAGAAUAUUUGAUGUCAGUGGCAGGGUCAAAGACUGAACAAAGGGCAGAGUACUUGACAAAAUGUUUCAGUUUUUCAUGAGUGUGCAGUGCUAUUACUUAGCAAUAAGAUACCGUUUGUGUUCAGGAGGACAGUAUCAUCAUUGGAGUGAUUAUCAUAGGACAAAAAGCAAGAAGUAGAAAUGAAAGGUAGUCUUUAAGGGUCCAGUGUGUGGGAUUAAGUCGGAUCUAUUAAUUCUGUUUGAAAUUAUCUAAAACUAAGAAUGGCGUUUUUCAUACCUUAGAAUGAGUUCUUCCUAUCAGCAGAGCUCCUCCUCUACGAGGCUCACCACGUUGCACCGCCAUGUUUUUUAGCCGAGCAGUCUCUAUAGAGCGUCUUUUGUGUUUUAUGCUGAUGUGAAGGCCACCGUAGCUCAAUCUACACGCAUGGAAGGGAGGGAAGACAAAGGGUAGGAGAAAGGGUUGCAGUCUUCAAUCUCACCACUAGAUGUCAGUAAAUGUGGCACACUGGUUCUUUAAAGCAGCUUUAAACAAUAUUUCAGUGAAAGGGUUGUCUCAUAGUAAUGAACCCACAGAGAAUCACAGCAGCAACAGUAUCAACACUGCAGCUCAACAGAGCCUUUUAGCUUCUUUUACAACAUUUCUAGCUCGCAGCUUGACUGUUUUGAUCAACUCUCACUGCUCUCAUCAACCUGUUUUCAGCUGUUUUCAGUAGAAAAGGUCUGAUAAAUCCGCUGCACACUAACUGCUCAGCGUGAGACAGCAGACAGACAAAGUUAGCGUCCAGCUGGUGACCAUAGUGGAGCAUUUAGCAGUGAAAGAGCCAAAUAUUUCCCUCUGGAGUUGGUAGAGACUAAGGGGAGCUAGACGGGGAGUGAAUAUUGGCCAUACAUUUGUCAGGUGGCCAGAAACAUGACUCCAAAUGAAUACUAAUGUUGAUCCGUGUCUGCUGGAUGUGUAAAAUAAGAAGCUGUUUGCCAAGAAGUAAGCCAAAUCAGCUUUAUAAGGGGAUAAUAUGUUAAUGUUGUGUUUACAGCUUGUUUUCCUGUCACCGAGUGGCCAGAACAAUCAAUUAUUGCGGCUUUAAUUUCAGAAAAUCAUUAAUUUUGUCCAUAACUCCAUUAAAUAGAAAAAAAAUGAAAUAUCAAGUCGUUGUAGAGGGAGGUGAAGAAUCUUGGAGUAGAGUAUUUUACACAUUUAUCUAUAAAUGUUCAUCAAUAACGUGUUUAUUAUCUGUCAUUGUGCUACUUUCACUUCGUUGUCUGGACUAACAUUUACCUCUGGUUGAGCAGUGACUAGAAAAUUUUGCACUCGUACACCCACUUGAUGAUACUGUCCACCCCUUAAAUAAUCCCAGUAUGAUUAUAGGACACCUGUAACAGUAGGUGAGUGCAGUUAACACUGUGCCAAGAUUUGCUUUGCAGUGAGAGUGAUGGGUGCCUACCAAAGAUCUGCAAUGUGCUUUGCAAUUGGAAAUGAUUUUUAUGGCUGAAUUUCAGUUGUUACUGACUCAUUUGUGUAUCUAUCGUGUGCCUCCAAGAAUGACUGCUGGACUUCACUGUGCAACAACAGUAAACUAGCCUUAUAGUCCGAUAUUUAACAUUCAUACAGUGAGUGUUAUUUCACUGUUCACUCUUCACUGCUGGCAGAUUUGACUUAAUAUAAUGAAUGUGCAGAUGAAUCCUUUAGGGAAGUUAUUGUUUUUAGGUGUUAGUAUUGUUUCCAGCCACCAGGAGGCACUGUGCGUUAAACAUUUUAGCCUGGUGGCUGCAGAGGGGCUGCUUCGCUACAGAUGCAGAUGGAUGCUGAGACUUCCUCAAGCGGCUGCAGCUGUACAUGUGCACUCCUGACACUAAUCAUAAACCUGUGUGUAUGUGUGUGUGUGUGUGUGUGUGUACGUGUGUGUGGGUGUGUGUUCUGUUCUGAAACUUUUAGACAAUCUGGUCCCAGGAUCAGGAUUUCAGGUCAGACACAGAGGUGAUGAUGUUUGCUGGUUGUCCUACAAUAAACUC
Messenger RNA from Chelmon rostratus (copperband butterflyfish), 4682 nucleotides. RefSeq names its product anoctamin 10b (gene ano10b). The record is from RefSeq and is a predicted model, not a curated record. Bases 191 to 2287 code for a protein of 698 amino acids. The transcript has 16 exons. Gene Ontology annotation, biological process: chloride transmembrane transport. Gene Ontology annotation, molecular function: chloride channel activity. Gene Ontology annotation, cellular component: plasma membrane. Lineage: Eukaryota; Metazoa; Chordata; Actinopteri; Chaetodontiformes; Chaetodontidae.